AUGAAUUCCUCCUUACCCACGAUCGUGGAAGAUUUACCCACCAGCAGACGCCAAUUUGACUAUAUCAUUGUUGGCGGGGGCACGGCUGGCUGUGUCAUUGCCGACAGACUCGCCGAGAAUUUGCCCAAUGCCACCAUUCUCAUGAUCGAAGGUGGCGAAAGCGAGCUGGGCAAGGAGGAAAUUCUCAACCUCAAUGGCGCCGCUGAUCUUUGGGGUUCCGACACGUAUGAUUAUUCAUACCGUUCUGUUCCACAGCCCUAUGGAAACAGCAAUAUCAUCCAUUCCCGUGCCAAGAUGUUGGGUGGCUGUUCUAGCCAUAAUGGUGCGAUUUCAUUUGCUCCACUCGCAUAUGAUUGCAAGAGAUGGCAAGAUCUGGGCGCUGAGAACUGGACACACGCGGAAAUGCUGCGCCUAAUGCGCAAGCUCCGCAACAAUAUCAUACCGGUCGACGAACGCCAUCGCAGUCAGUUGUACCCCCACAUCGACGAUUUCAACCGUGAGAUAGAAGAGCGCGGCAAUCUCACGACGGGAUGUGGCUUUCUCAGUAUGGCCUACACACCGGAGAAUAAUCACCGGAGCAGUGCUAGUGUCGCGUACAUUCACCCAAUCCUUCGCGGCGAAGUCAAGCGGCCGAACUUGACCAUCCUACAGAACACAUGGGUCUCGCGGAUCCUGUUCCAAGGAACCACUGCUACAGGUGUCACCGCAACAACCCAAGCUGGGCAUGAGUACACGCUUGUGGCAACGUCCGAAAUCGUGCUAUGUGCCGGGGCUAUCGAUACUCCACGUCUGAUGCUGCUUUCUGGCCUUGGCCCGCGUGAACAGUUGGCCACCCAUCAAAUACCCCUUAUCCAUGAUAUACCCGGUAUCGCCAUGGGCUCCGAGGGUGUCAUGGUGUUACGCCGUGAGGAGAUCAACGCUCGCGGUGAUGAUAAUGACGUUAUGGACAGUCUCUUCCACAUGUUCACCGUUCCCUUUGACACCUAUACCAAGCCUAUGGGCUACGAAACACCCAAGAACGCCUUUUGCGUUAUUCCGUAUACGCCUCGACCUGCCUCGGUUGGCCGUCUAUGGCUGAAGUCAGCCAAUCCAAAGGAUAAACCGAUGCUCGACCAGCGCUAUUUCAGUGAUCCGGAGGGAUAUGACAAGGCUAGCAACCUCUUCAUGCUAAAGAUGGCACGCCGUAUGGCCCAGGCCGAACCCUUCAAAAAGUAUAUCAAGCGUGAAAUUGCCCCAGGAGCUCACAUUGUCUCCGACGAGGACCUUUGUGAAUACGGCCGGAAGGUCCACAAUACCGUCUACCACCCAUGUGGUACUGCAAAGAUGGGAAAUGUUGAGACCGAUCGCAUGGCGGUUGUUGAUCCAUCUCUUAAGGUGAGGGGGGUCAAGCAUCUUCGCGUUGCGGAUGCCAGCGUAUUCCCUUGCAUGACUUCGAUCAAUCCUAUGAUCACAGUCUUGUCGAUUGGUGAACGAGCUGCUGAGCUCAUCAUCAAGGAUGCUUGCCGAGCUGAACGAGCUGUACUUUGA
Molecule: messenger RNA, 1527 nt
Organism: Penicillium mononematosum
Lineage: Eukaryota; Fungi; Ascomycota; Eurotiomycetes; Eurotiales; Aspergillaceae
Product: GMC family oxidoreductase
Exons: 4
Coding region: 1-1527 (508 amino acids)
Molecular function (GO): oxidoreductase activity, acting on CH-OH group of donors; flavin adenine dinucleotide binding
Source: RefSeq, a predicted model, not a curated record